AAAUUUCAUGAGUUGGAAAAUCUGACGGAUUCUGUGGCUGUGGAGUUCAUUGUGGCCGAGUAUUCCGAGCGUCUGCAGAAACUCUGGUACAACCUGAUGAAAAAUGAAAUGAUUUUAGUCGAGCAACUAGAAGAAGUUAUCAAAGAAUUUGAGCUGAACAUUACGGAUAUGAUCCAAGGUUUUUUGGAAAAAACUGAAGAGCACUUCACCGAAUGCCGAGAGCUCCAGUCGCAGUUCAACGAACGCCUAGUGGAUACCUGUCCGGUCGUGUUGGAGAGAUUCUUACGAAAUGAUAGUGACCUGGUAGCUUCAGAAGCCUUAUAUGCGGUAAGUAAUGAGUUCCGUGUGUUUUCCUCAAGUUUGUGGACAGACUCAAAACAUGCAGAUUGA
Echinostoma caproni is the source of this 390-nucleotide messenger RNA. The record is from the annotation of a GenBank genome assembly. Lineage: Eukaryota; Metazoa; Platyhelminthes; Trematoda; Plagiorchiida; Echinostomatidae.